AUGUCUAAAAAAGGAAAAUCGAAGAAAGGAAACAGCGAAUUACCACCAGGUAUGGAACUUCCACCAAUGGAAGGAAUGGAAGGCAUGGAUGGUGAUUUUGAAAUUCAAAAUAUGGACGAUAUCGAACUUGAUGAAGAUGAUUACGCAGCACUCGGAAUAGAACCUCCAAAGAAAGGCAAAAGCAAGGCUAAAGAAGCCCCUGCAGUCAUCGACCCCGCAUCACUAAAUUUAGAUGAAGAAGGAAAUAUUGAUGAUAUCAGUUUAGAUGAAGACGAGCUGAAGGCAAUGGGUAUGGAUAUUAACGAUUUAGAUGAGGAUGAAAAGAAAAUGAUGCAGGCCAAAGAAAAGAAAAAAGCUCCAGAAAAGAAGCCAGAAGCGAAGAAACCAGCUCCAAAGGCUAAACCAAAGCCAGAACCAGAGCCAGAAGAAGAUGGCGAUGAUGAGGGAGAUGAAGAAGCCCCGGUUGAGGUAGAAAUGAAUGAUGAAGACGAAGCGCUUCUUAAAGAAGUCGUAGAAUGCGAAAUUAAUGAAUUACCAGACGAUAAUGAUAACAAAGAAACAAAAAUCAAGUUAGAUAAGAAAGAUGCGAAACAUUCAGGUUCAAAAGAAAAAUUCCACAAGAAAGACGUCGCGCAAAUCACAAACUAUGAAGAUUACUUUAAUUUCUUUGCAGCAAAUGUCUUAAAUUACAUUGAAUUCGCUGAUGAUAAAGAAAAUUGCCAAGAAUACCUUGAAAGAAUCAAACAUAUGACUCCUUUCGUCGUACAAGGAAAGAGAGCAAAGUUCCCACCUAUAAAUGCUUAUAAAACUCCAAAACCAGUACCUCCAUUUGCCAUGUGGAAUAAAAUCAGCAGUGGAAACCCAAUAAAUAUUCCACCGGAGUUCGACAUCGAAAAAUCUCCAACAGAUGUCCUCGAUAAAGACUUUAAAGAGCUUAUGAGGAUUGCAACCGAAUUAAAGACCAGAAAACAGCCAAAAUCAGCACUUACAGUAGCCAGAGCAGCUAAACAAGUCAAGGACAGCAUACACAAGCUUACAGAACCAUGUUUUCUCACUACAGAUUUGAUUACUUGGGAAUAUCCAGCAGAAAAUAUGAAUAUUUCUGCAAAAGAAAUCGCAAUUCAUGUCAUUAAUGUUACUACUACAUUGAAGAACUACAGAUUGGGCUUCAAAAUCCCAGGAUUUACCAAAGAACUUUAUGUCAACGCUUCCAACGUUGGAGAGACAUUAAACUUCGCAGGACUGAAGCCAGCAACAUCAGCCAAGAAGUUCCAGAGCGAGCAAGGCAUUCUUUCCCUUGAAUCAGACCCUUCUGGCAAAUCCAAACCAGUUGGCCAGGCCCAUUUCUCUCUUGUUGAGUUAAACAGCGAUAUCAAGACCCAACACAAGAUUGCCGUCGCUGGAUCCACCGUUGAAUUCGAAAUUUUGGUGAAUAAGCCGUUGGUCAAAGAGAAAAUCGUUAUUGAUUCCUACGAAUACCACAUGUCGCCAUUACUUGUCGGCCAAGAUUUGAAUAUCAAGGCCCAACCACCAAAACAAGAUCAGCCAGCGGCAGAACCACCGAAACAAGCCGCAAAGCCUGCCGCCAAACCAGCAUCUAAACCAGCGGCCAAACAGCCUGCAAAGCCUCAGAUUCAAAUCCCAGAAGUUCGAAUUAUGUCAGAUGAGGAAUUGAGCUUGUUCUGGCCAGGACCAGUUCUCGAGAGGUUCCAAGAGAUCGCUACUGAGAUUGUUAAGUACUGCAAGUCCCAUAAAAUGCCUGUUCAGCCAGGUCUCGAAGAUCAAGCCAGAAAAGUUGGAGAAAAGAUUCAGGAAAUGACUGCAAAGCAGGAAAGUGGCGAAUUAACCUUAGAAAUCUAUAAAGAAGAAGUUAAAAAAGCAAUUGAAAGAGAAAAGGCAAGAAUUCCAACAUUAGAGGAGAAAUUCAGAGAAGAACAUAAGGCAUUUGUGUUUAUGAUGGUAGAACAUUCCAAAGAACUCGAAGAAAUGUAA
This is a messenger RNA of Trichomonas vaginalis G3, 1992 nucleotides long. RefSeq lists its product as uncharacterized. The coding region runs from base 1 to 1992 and encodes 663 amino acids. The transcript has a single exon. Lineage: Eukaryota; Parabasalia; Trichomonadida; Trichomonadidae. The record is from RefSeq and is a predicted model, not a curated record.